This is a messenger RNA of Gekko japonicus, 267 nucleotides long. It is a transcript of the gene CFAP299, whose product is annotated as chromosome unknown open reading frame, human C4orf22. The annotation marks the transcript as partial. The transcript is spliced from 3 exons. The record is from RefSeq and is a predicted model, not a curated record. Lineage: Eukaryota; Metazoa; Chordata; Lepidosauria; Squamata; Gekkonidae.
AUGGCGGGCCUGGAGGGCGACGACGCCGUGGCCGCCGUGGAUCACAUCGUCACCCAGUUCAACACCUACGAGGAUUAUCUGGACUCGCAGAUCACCACGCAGGACCUCUAUUACUUGGAGAACGAAGACAUGGCCCGCCAGCUGGUGGAGCUGGGCUUCCGAGGAAGCGGAGAAGUGCUGAGGAGGGAAGACUUCUUAGCGAGGAAAUUAGCGGCGGAGGUUUCCAGGCUCUCCGAAAGGCACCAGCAAAAAAUAAUUAGUUCUUCA